CCCUCAAAACAAAACCAAUCAAACAAAAGCUCUCUCCAAUCCCUUUUGUCUAUUCUUCCUCGUUCAUUCCCAUCCUUUCAUUUUUGAACAACCUUCCACAGUUCCACCACUCACAGGAACAAAAGAAAGAAAGAAAAAAAAAAACAAACAAACAAAAAUGAAAGAAACCCCUUUUUGCAUUUUCCACACCUCUUUUGUCCUCUCCAAUGCAUGAGAGUUAUUCUUCUUCUUGCUUUCUGUUAUUCAUGAACACUGUAUUUUAGAGGAAGCAAGCUUAUGAGUGUAUUUCAUUCAUUCUUGAUAAGAUAGCAAUAGCAUGCCUUGAGAAGAAACAUGGCUGCAGAAGAACCAUCCAUUCAAAAGUGUCGGUCUUUCAAGCUUAAGAGGAUUUUCGAGCUUUCAGGGCGACAAGUCCACAGCUGGAUCGAUGACAAGCAAUCCAAGAACCAAGGAGCUAAGCCUGUAGCAACACCCGAACUGGUAGGAUCAAUAUUAGAUCGAUUUGGAGAUAAGGCUCCUGUUUUGCACAUCAGCACGGAAGAAGCCACCCAGAAGAACAUGGACCACCAGCAGCCUUCAGAUAUGAAGUUGAUGAAGGAAAGAUUUGCUAAAUUGCUUCUGGGAGAGGACAUGUCAGGUGGUGGAAAGGGUGUCUCAUCAGCAUUGGCUUUGUCAAAUGCCAUCACAAAUCUUGCUGCUUCUGUUUUUGGAGAACAAAGAAGGCUAGAGCCCAUGGCUCCAGAUAGAAAAGCAAGGUGGAAAAAGGAAAUAGAUUGGUUGUUAUCUGUGACAGAUUACAUUGUUGAGCUUGUUCCUUCUCAACAGAAAUCCAAGGAUGGAACAAAUAUGGAGAUAAUGGUGACGCAACAAAGAAGAGAUCUGCUAAUGAACAUACCAGCCUUGAGAAAGCUCGACACGAUGCUCAUUGACUGCCUAGAUAACUUCGUCAAGCAGAGUGAAUUCUGGUAUGUGUCGAGAGAUGCUGACGAAUCUGAGCAAGGCACCCAGAGAGACGACAAAUGGUGGCUCCCCACCGUCAAAGUUCCCCCCGAUGGACUGUCAGAUACGACACGAAAAUGGCUGCAGUUUCAGAAAGACUGCGUGAAUCAAGUACUCAAAGCAUCAAUGGCCAUCAAUGCCCAAAUACUGACAGAAAUGGAGAUCCCUGAGAACUACAUCGAAUCCCUUCCCAAGAAUGGUAGGGCAAGCCUUGGUGAUUCGAUCUACAGGAGCAUUACAGUUGAGUUCUUCGAUCCAGAGGAGUUCCUAUCGAACAUGGACAUGUCAACAGAGCACAAAGUUCUGGACCUGAAGAACAGAAUUGAGGCUUCCAUUGUGAUUUGGAAGAGGAAAAUGCACAAAGAUGGGAAGUCGUCUUGGGGCUCAGCUGUGAGCAUGGAGAAGAGGGAGCUAUUUGAAGAGAGGGCGGAAACCAUCUUGCUUCUGCUCAAACAGAGAUUCCCUGGACUUCCUCAAUCCUCACUAGACAUUAGCAAAAUCCAAUACAACAGAGUAAGAAAUAUCAAUCAAUACUUUGAAUCCAUCUUCUUCCUAAUCCUAUACACGCUGCAACCUUUGACACUACAGGAUGUUGGAUAUGCAAUCCUAGAGAGCUAUUCCAGGGUACUGGAAAGCCUGGCUUUCACAGUCCUCUCUCGCAUUGAAGAUGUCUUAUAUGCCGACUCUAACGCUCAGGAUCCAUCUCUGGCAGCAUCCAAAAGGAAGCCCUCGGGGGAUUCCUCACCAGUGAGCUCCCCCCCCUGCCACUCGGAAGAUAUAGGCUCGGAGAAGCCAAACGCAGCAGAGACGCCCAGCUCCAUGACACUUUCUGAUUUCAUGGGAUGGAACUUGGAUCAGGGAGAUACAGAGAUGAAGAAGACUCACUCCACAGGGAAUUUGGAGAGUCUCAAGGAAGAGAAGGAACAUAAGCCAAGCAAAAUUGUAAGCAUUGUGACCAAUAAGAAGUUCUUGUACAUGGAGAAGCUUGAGACCUUGGGGGGGUUGAGAAGUCCAACCCGGUUUUGA
This is a messenger RNA of Diospyros lotus (date-plum), 2025 nucleotides long. Its product is annotated as rho guanine nucleotide exchange factor 8-like. The coding region runs from base 334 to 2025 and encodes 563 amino acids. Gene Ontology annotation, molecular function: guanyl-nucleotide exchange factor activity. The record is from RefSeq and is a predicted model, not a curated record. Lineage: Eukaryota; Viridiplantae; Streptophyta; Magnoliopsida; Ericales; Ebenaceae. The transcript has 6 exons.